CACGAUCCGUCGGCCGUCCAGAAAAAUAAAAAAGCGACGCCUGAGAGCGACGCUUGCAGCUGAUGUACCGCUGGCUCAAAAAUGGAGAGCGACACCACUUUCAGGAGAAUAAAACCCUUUGGGACACAGAAUUAUGUAGCGCAAAAUGACGACGGUUCCCGGGACCGGGGCGAGAAUAACGGCUACAACGGUAACCCGAAGAGGAAGCCCGAAGUGAGCCUAUAUUUGCUACGGGAAGGGCUGGCAGCUUCCCUGGUCUCUGUGUUUAUUUUGGUGCUGUGGGGACUCGUUCAUUUGUCGUUACAACAGCUCAUCAUUGGAAAGCCAAGCGGCGAUUUCAACGCAUUGAGAGCCAGACGGCACUUAGAGAAGAUCACCAGUGUCGGCACUCGGCCAGUGGGAAGCCAUGAGAAUGAAGUCCUGACAGUGGGCUACUUGUUGGAACAGAUCGAGAAAAUCCGGGUUGAGACCGCAGCAGGCUCCCAUAAGCUCACUGUAGAUGUGCAGCGUCCCACCGGCACUUUCUCCAUUGACUUUCUUGGAGGCUUCACCAGCUUCUAUGACCGUGUCACCAACAUUGCCGUCAGGCUGGAGCCAAAGGGUGGGUCGCAGCAUUUCAUGCUAGCCAACUGCCACUUUGACACAGUGGCCAACAGUCCAGGUGCCAGUGAUGAUGCAGUGAGCUGUGCAGUGAUGCUGGAAGUGCUCCAUUCUCUGGCCAACCAGUCUUCUCCUCUUCAUCAUGGAGUUGUCUUCCUCUUUAACGGGGCAGAGGAAAAUAUCCUGCAGGCCAGUCACGGUUUCAUUACUCAGCAUCCGUGGGCCAAGCAGGUGCGAGCCUUCAUUAACUUGGAGGCUGCAGGUGUUGGUGGCAAGGAGGUUGUUUUCCAGACAGGUCCAGAGAACCCGUGGCUGGUCCAGGCCUACGUUCAAGCAGCCAAACACCCCUUUGCCUCCGUGGUCGGCCAGGAGGUCUUCCAGAGCGGCAUCAUCCCUUCUGACACUGACUUUCGCAUCUACAGGGACUUUGGUAACAUCCCAGGCAUUGAUCUGGCUUUCAUUGAAAACGGUUUCAUCUAUCACACCAAGUACGACACUGCUGACAGGAUCCUGACAGACUCGAUACAGAGAGCAGGCGACAACAUCCUGGCGGUCCUGAGGUACCUGCUAACUUCAGACAAGUUAGCUGAUUCCUCAGAGUAUCGUCAUGGCAACAUGGUGUUUUACGACCUGCUGGGGGUAUUCAUGGUGGCUUACCCGGCCCGUGUGGGCACCAUCCUCAACUACAUGGUAGCCACAGCCACCUUCCUCUAUCUGGCCAAGAAAGCAUCGCUGCCAGGCAAUGGGGGUGGACGAUAUGUUCGGGAUCUGGCCUGUGCCACAGGUGUAGCAGUCCUGAGUUGGUUCGUCACUCUGCUGUCGGUGCUGAUUGUUGCUCUGCUCGUCACUCUGCUGGGCCGCUCCAUGUUUUGGUACAACCACUUCUAUGCCUCCAUCUGCCUGUAUGGUGCUGCUGCCACGGGCAAGAUGAUCCUUAUUCACACUCUGGCCAAGAACUUGUACUACGGUGGUGUUCGUUUGGUGGAACUGGGUGAUCUCUUCUUUGACGUGAGCUUGUUGCUGUGGUGCUGCAGCCUUGUGUUGCUGACCCAGCAGGGCCUGUGUUCAGCCUACGUGCCCAUGCUAAUGGUGGCCUUCCCCCUGGCCACCAAACUGUUUCUGGCGAAAGAAUUUAAAAACAGAGGAGCGUCAGUGAAGUACAGUGUGCUCUAUCUGUUGGGCCUGACACUGCCUUACGUCCACUUCAUGUUCCUCAUCUGGGUGGUGUUUGAGAUUUUCACGCCCAUCAUGGGUCGCAGUGGCACCGAGAUACCGCCUGAGGUAGUGAUGGCCACCCUGGUCACCCUGGCAACCCUCUUCCUCUCCUCCUUUUUUCUGCAUUUCAUCUACUUGGCACGAAGCACUAAGUGGAUCCUGGCUGGUCUGGCCUCAGUCUUCGUCUUCACGUUCCUGAUGAUGUCCUGUGGCUUCCUCUUUCCUUAUUCAGCCAAUCCUGACAGCCCGCGGCCAAAACGAGUCUUCCUGCAGCACACGACGCGGACCUUCCACAAUCUCCAGGGCCAGGUGGAGAGCCAAGACUCGGGUCUGUGGAUCAACAGUUUUGACUACACAGGCAUACAGCACAUCACACCCCACAUCCCCGAGGUCAACGACAGCAUUCGCACCAGCUGCCGUGAGGACCGGCCCUUCUGCGGUUACCCCUGGUUCCUGCCUGUGAAGUUCCUCAGCAAGAAGAACUGGUACCUUCCGGCUCCUGAAGUGUCUCCCAGCUCUCCUGUGGAGUUCAGCCUGCUGUCCAGAGAGGAGACCAGCUGGGGCACGACCAAGAUGACCUUCAGUGUGAAAGGCCCCAGUCACAUGUCGCUGUAUCUGAUGCCUCACCGAGGAGCCGGGCUCUCCACAUGGUCCUUCGGGGACGGGACGCCUCAGUUCGAUCUGAGCGGAGAAUAUUUUGUCUUCUAUUCCCGCGGCCUCGACGCCCCCACGUGGACCUUCUGGUUUGAAAUACAGCCUCCCAGGGACCCGGACCCAUCAGGCCCAGAGGGGAUGAUCUCCGUUGCCAUCUCCACCCACUAUUUCUUCGGGCUAGACAGUAGGACUGCUCAACUGGAGGAAAUCCUCCGCAGGUUUCCCACGUGGGCUUUUACUUCGUCUUGGGUCAGUACCUACGACAUGUACCGAUACUGAGGACGCCACACAUCACAGAGGCUGACGCUGAGGGUCGCGGGGCCCCCUCCUCGAGACAGACGGAACAGAUUUCAAGGAACAAUACUGAGGACCAGCCCUGACGCCUUUUCUCUCUGACACAAACACACACUCUAACACAUGCUCCUGCUCCCUCCCAGCCUGCCUGAGAGACCCCCCAACACUGUGUCAGUAGGCUUAGUAGCUAACCGAGCAGGAAGACUCGCUGAGACACGCCAGAGGUAAGCUGAUCAGACGGCUUACAAACGGACUAACUCAACGGCAGAGGCACUGGCCACCACAAGCCUCGUGCUCUCUCCUGGGUUAGUGAAACAAAGGGGUUACGUUUUUUUUUUUGUUUUUUUUUAACUCAAUCUGUCGUGCCUUUGCUUUACUCGAUCCAUCUCACUCCCCUCCUCACUUUCCCCUCCUGCUCCCUUUCUCCCCUCCUUCCUCUGUCAUGCUUCCUGAAUGAAUAACGUUGCAUGGCUACUUCCCCUGCUCUCACUUUAUCAGCGAAACACUCAGACUGGAUGUUUCUUCCUCUUCAGAAACACCACCCACCAUCUUCUCUGUCGGUGUAAUAACACACUGAUGGAUCUGUUUGGGAGGGGAAACCGGUUUUUGUUUGAUUUAUUCUGACAGUAACUGGACACUUUGACACUUUGAAAGUUGCUUUUUCAUCAACACGCAUUUGUUUCUAUUCUGAGCAACUAGUUUUUGUAUUAACUGUGAAGUCGCUCAUUAUUAUUCCUCAAUAACACCACUGAUUCGCAGCAAGUCGUACCCCUGUGUGUUUAAAUGAGGAAUGCCAACAACCUGCUUUAGUUGUCAGAGAAUCUGGCAGAUGCAGAAGUGCCUGUUAAAUGAAAACAGCUGAUUAAAAUCAAAAUGUGAAUGUGUCCUUUUUAAAAUGAGUGGCUUUCCUGAAGAUUUUGAGCGGAGGGGAAAUAUUGAAGUCUUUAAGUUUUCAGCCUGAAAUAAUAUUUUCUGCUUUUAAACUUGACUUCCGCUUCGUGCUACAAGCUGCCGCCAGCAGCACCAAUACAUUUCUAUUAAUAACUUAAUGAUUAAUAGAGAAAAUAAUCGUAAGAUGAAUUGAUACUGAAAAUAAUCGCUAAAGGAAAGUUACCCAGUCAUAGAACUGAGAUAAGUAAAUCAGACCUUAAUGCAUUAUUAAUUGUGCCGCUAACAUCCAAACACAAUGCUGUACUUUGGAAACCAAUAAUAAAACGCGUACAUGCUGUUUUUCAGAAAACUGCUCAAUUUAACAAUAUAGAUAUUAUAUUUAUCAGAAUAAAAACAAACAGCUGCAGCUUUAUUUUAUGGGUUUGUACAUUUUCUAAAUGACUUUCAAGACGUUUCCUGGAAAUAACUGCAGUUUAGUACGAAUCUCAUGAAACAUGGAGACCGUGUUCAGUUCAUUCUAAUUAAUCACCAGCUGAUUGGGCAAAAAUAUUAAAUCCGUCCACAGGCGAGCAUACAGUUCAACACAUACGUUUUCCAAUAAUACACAAAAUAAUUUUUACUGAGUUUUGCUUUAAUUAAAGUAAAAAUUCAUAUUUUCCCUAUAAUUGUUACCAAAUUGCAAAGUUAUUUCCAGGAAGUUAUUAAGAAAGCUUUAAAAUAAAGCUCAUGUUCGCUUUGUAUCUAAUUAUCAACCUCGUGAGGAGUUGCACUAUGCUAAACUGUUAAUUUACUCGAGUUGAAAUGUGUCUAAUAAUAAUUAAUUGUUGCUGCUCCAGUAACUCAUUUUGUGUAUGUUGCUAAUAUUCCUCAUAUUUCACUCAUUUCGUCGAGAGCCCAAGUACCACAACCCACGUUCCUACUUCCCAUAGUCGACCCCAUAGAACACCACGGUACAGUCGGGGAGGAGGGGGGGGGGGGGGGGGGGGGGGGGGGUGUUAUGCUUGAAAAGAAGUAGUUUGUGCGACAUGUUGGUCUCACUGGACGGUGGGAGUGAAAAGCGGGCUGUUUUAUAGCGAUUACAUCUGGGGAUAAAGGUCAGUCUCUCCUGGAAGACUUUCAUAGUGUUGCACUUCGUUGCUCACAUCAAUAGUUGUGCCAAGAAUGAAAAAAAAGAGAGCUUUUAGAAAAGUUCAAUUUCUCCCCUUUCUCCCCUCCACACAGCUGUGAAGUGGGUGUGAAUGUCUGUUACGGGAAGUUCUAGACGUGACGCAGGGGGGGGGGGGGGGGGGAUUCUGAAGCUAUUUUACCAUCUGACAGAGAAUACCGGCCCCUUCAGUGUCACCACUACCUCUGCAUUGAUCAACACUUUGUGUCCGACACCAAGAGAACAGCUGUCCAUGUUCUCGUUAAGACUGCUAUGAAUGUUACUGUUGGAAAGAUUGAAAUGACAGAUUGUUUUUGAUGGAUAACGAAGCAUCGUCAUGUUUUUCUGUGGGCUGCCUCUGUUUUCUGUGGUUCCAUAGUGAAUUUGCAUCUUGAAUUUGAGUGACCAUCCCCUCCCUCCCUCCCUCCCUGCCUUCAGUCCCACACUCUGAUGAAAUCUGUUAACGCUAACAAACGUCACACAGUUGCGUGUCUGCAUCAGGUUGUAAAGACUUGGGAGAUUGUUCGCACUUGAGAUCAACUGAGCAAAAUGUGUCUUUUGUCCACUUUGCGUUUCAUGAGGCGACGUGAUCCAUGUUGUCCGUUUUGGCUUCAGUCGCUCCAAAUAAAACAUGCUGACGUGAAGGAGGCCUUAACACACGCUAAAAUGUUUACUGUCGUGAACACAAACGUCUCAGUGGAUUUUAAAGCCAUCAGGUGCUGCGGCGUAUAAAGUUUUAUGUACGUGAAUCGUUGUCUGUUGGAGAGUUUAAACUUAAAAUCCACCGCAGCCUUCGAUCCUCCUUCUUUUAUGCACCGUGAAUAACGAGAAGUCCUUAAAGUACUCCAACUGUGUCCCUUUUUAAAUAUCUAAAUAUUAAAUAGAUCAGUCAUCUGCUGAUAUAAAUUUGACUUAAACGGUAUAUAAAUGAAAUGUAAUUGGCUGGUCAACAGAGAUUUUAUACUUUAAGUGUUUUUUGUUCAUCUAAAAAGGACAAUACCAGUUUUUUUGUUUUUGUUCUGCACGUUUUAUCCAUUUACCACAGAUACUUAUAACCUUACAACAGUGAAAGCAGGCAUACUGUUCACUUCGGUGGACUUUUUGUCAGAUGUCUUCAGAACAGAGACCAACUGCUGCCUGCUGGAAAAAUACAUAGAGAAUAGUUUGCUGUAAUGUAAAUGUGGGAACCAUUUCUUCCUGGAACAGAUGCUGCUCUACAGCUGUCAGUCAUGGAGUCAACACAUAAGCUCAGCAGAAAACACACACACACACUGUACAUCAGUGUGUAGAUGUCUUAUUUAAAACCACUUCAGUUGAUAUGCAGAGUGUCUAUGGGAGAAAAAAGCUUUAUCAACACUAAAUGUCUAAGUCUGUUGUAAAGUGGCAUAAUGUUUGACACUGAAGGAAAACAAGAUAAGUUUUAAAAGUUGUUUUUUCUUGUUCAUAUUUCCAGUAACAUAACAGUUUGUUAAAACACUCAAGAACGGACCAUUUCAAGUUGUAACAGAAAUCGUUUUGUUUAUAGUUAUAAUAUUACAUGGGGAUGACAGGUGUGUUUUUGUUUUUUCUAUAAAAGCUUGAACACAGGAGGAAGUCCUGUGAAUGUGGGAGGCAGUAGGGAGAAGUCUCGACUUAAAACGCUGUGAAACGGCUCAUCCGACGCCGUUGGUGCUCCCACUGUUAGACUAAAGCGUAGCAUAGAGCUUAACGAGAAUCUAAUUUAUAAAUGCAACUCUGUUAGGACAAAGAGCUGCGCCGUGUUCUUGUUGUUCCGUGUAAACUCGCAUUAUCUUCAUCACAUGUAAAUCAGACGUUCAUAUACUGACAUCUAUUCUGGGAAACAUUGAACUGUCUUAAUGCCUGUUGUUGAAGGAUGUCCUUAUUUUUUUUAAAUGUUUAAAUUGUUAGUUACCUGGUUUUCUUUUGUCCAACAUGUUGACGUCUCAGCCAUGCCUAUUUCUCUUAACUGUUCAAUUGUUCUAAAAAGUUAAAUUAAGAUUUUUUUUUUUUAAGACUGAUCAUUUUGUUGGUUUUUGUGAUUUGACACUUGUUUUUAAAUUGCAUAUGUGUCUUGGGAUUGAUCUGGUUACAGGGUAUCCAUCUAUUGAUUGGACGGGAUGAUUUUACAUUAUGCAAAAAAAAAAAAAAAGCUUGCAUUAAAUUAGCACUUGUACAGCAAUUAAAACGCUUUUUACAA
Cottoperca gobio is the source of this 6995-nucleotide messenger RNA. It is a transcript of the gene ermp1, whose product is annotated as endoplasmic reticulum metallopeptidase 1. Lineage: Eukaryota; Metazoa; Chordata; Actinopteri; Perciformes; Bovichtidae. Gene Ontology annotation, biological process: proteolysis. Gene Ontology annotation, molecular function: metalloexopeptidase activity. The record is from RefSeq and is a predicted model, not a curated record.